UUCCCGUCUCCACGGGGUACGUCAUGCGUUCCUUUCUGUUUGGCGUGUGACGUUGGCUGGGCGGGGCUUAGCUUUGAAUCGGCGCGGGGCGAAACGAGAGCAGGGGCUGCAGGUGGCGGUUGCCUCGGCCGCAGCGGAGCAAUGGAGCCGCCUCCCCAGAACGGGCCGGGCGCGCAGGAGGCGGCCGCUGAGGGAGCAGAGAGACGCGUCGCGUCGCCUCGGCCGCCCUCCAUCGAGGACUUCACCAUUGUCAAGCCCAUCAGCCGCGGCGCCUUCGGGAAGGUCUACUUGGGCCGCAAAGGAGGGAAGCUGUACGCCGUCAAGGUAGUCAAAAAAGCCGAUCUGAUCAAUAAGAAUAUGGUCCAUCAGGUACAGGCAGAGAGAGAUGCCUUGGCUCUUAGUAAAAGUCCUUUCAUUGUGCACUUAUACUACUCACUUCAGUCUGCAAACAAUGUUUACUUGGUAAUGGAGUAUCUCAUUGGUGGAGACGUUAAAUCACUCCUCCAAAUAUAUGGUUACUUUGAUGAAGAGAUGGCUGUCAAGUAUAUUUCCGAAGCUGCACUGGCUCUUGAUUACCUCCACAGGCAUGGAAUAAUUCAUAGAGACCUGAAGCCAGACAACAUGCUGAUAUCAAAUGAGGGUCACAUUAAGUUGACAGACUUUGGAUUGUCCAGAGUUGCUCUGAACAGAGAGAUAAACAUGAUGGAUAUCCUCACAACACCAUCAAUGCCUAAACCGGCACAAGAUUAUUCACGUACUCCGGGACAAGUGUUGUCUCUUAUCAGCAAUUUAGCCUUUUACACCCCGGUUGGAGCUAAAAUACAUGCACCCAGUCCAAGCCCUAUUUCUAUGGAUACGCCUAAGCUCUCCCAAGGAUUUGUUUCUCCGCUCUCUGUGAGCCACAAAGACUGUGCUUCUGCAUCAGGCAAGCUGCUGAGGACAUGCCUUGAUUCUUCAAUUGUGAUGCCUGUUCGGAGUCUGACGCCAAGUCUGCUUCAGUCCCGGAAAAGGUUUGGGACCUCAAGUGCCAGUAGCCUUUCCCGCACCCAGCUAUCCAGCAUGGAGUCAGAGUGCUGUAGCAGCCCCAGGUGGGAGAACGACAUACAGGAAGCAGAGGACAUAUUCUGCUCUGCCGCUGGUAAGGGGGCUACGUCAGAACAGCCUCAUAAUGCAGAUCUACUCUAUACCAAUGACACGAAAGCCUUAAAGAGGAGAGCACUGGAGUCUGUCAUAUCCCCUAUCAGCAGCAAUGGUUCUGGGAGCAGGCAUGAAAGAAAAGUAGAACAUUCAGACAUGCGCGGUACCUCUGUAAGGACUUGUGAUGUGAAAGACCUGGUAAGAAAAUGUCUUUCAGAAUACAAAGAAUGGGAAGGAAAACUUACUGCAGACAAACCUGCUCUGGCUGAGGGAGCAGCAGAUUUUUCUGAUGGCCAGAGGUCACCUUCGUGCUUGGCCAGCCUUGCCAAAGAAAAAGAGGAGGUAAGGUUGGAGGAGAAGCUCAGUGUCAAAAGAAGCUAUGCGCUUGUUGACACCAGUCCAUCUCAAGAACUUGCCUUUGUCAAAAAAAACAGUGCGGAAUACAAACGUGGUUGUAAAAUUGUAGAUAUCCCUGAGAAGCAAUGCACGAGUUUAACAACGGAAAUCAAAUGCUUAAAACUUGCUGGUGACAGAUGUCUGCAGGAGAACUGUGCAAAUGACGAUCAAGCAAAAGACUUCAGAUGCACUAACCAAAAGAAGGGUGGGAAACGUGCUAUCUUUUUAAUAGCUAAGAAUCUAAUGUGUGAUCUAGAUGCAGACUGUGAAAAGGACAGAAAAAAGGAACACUUGAGUUCCAGCUUCUUAAGCACCAAUGAUGAAAAGCCUUUAGCAAACAUGAGUGCAGACUCCAAUCUAUCCCUUCUGGAAGCAUCUGCUGCAGUGAUGCGUUUAGAACAGCACCUGUCUCAUACAGCUGGGAGCAUCACCUUGGAUGAACUGAAAACAGAGGAUGUGUCUGAAAUCUCACUUAGCUGUGCAGAUGCCUCAUUGAGAGGUGAGGAAGUGGUUGCUGUCCGGGAGAGCAAGGAAUUGCAGCAUGAACAGGACAAGAGUUUGCAAAGUGGAACUGAGACAUAUCCCAACAGCCAUUUUUCUCCAUCAGAGGAAAAGAUGAAAACACUGACCCUCCUCAAGAAAAACAUGGUUGCCUUCCGUAGUUGCAACAGCCCGGGCAAUAUGUCUAAUAUAUCUGAGCCAUCAAGAAUCAGCACAAUUUCUGUAGAAGGAAUGGAUAUCUCUGCUUGUAGCGGCUCUUAUCCUAGAACUAUUACGCCUGCACAAAAGGGAAAACACUACAGAGUUUAUCAGACCCCUCAUCAGGGAAAUGCUGAUACACCCUACAGAACUCCAAAGAGCGUUCGAAGAGGGGCUGCCCCAGUUGAGGGAGAAUGCAUUUUAGGGACCCCUGACUACUUGGCUCCCGAGCUGCUCUUGGCAAAGGCUCAUGGCUCUGCAGUAGACUGGUGGGCACUUGGAGUUUGCCUGUUUGAGUUUUUAACUGGAAUUCCUCCAUUCAACGAUGAGACACCACAACAAGUAUUCCAGAAUAUUCUGAAAAGGGAUAUUCCAUGGCCUGAAGGUGAAGAGAAGCUGUCUGACAAUGCUCAGAAUGCAAUUGAUAUUCUUUUAACCAUCGACAUUAUGAAGCGAGCUGGACUCAAGGACCUGAAAAUUCACCCCUUCUUUCAUGGUGUACACUGGGAUAAUCUGCAGAAUCAGACCAUGCCUUUCAUUCCACAGCCAAAUGAUGAAACAGACACUUCUUAUUUUGAAGCAAGGAAUAACGCUCAGCAGCUGACAGUAUCUGGGUUCAGCUUCUAAUAUCAAGGAAAUGGAAUGCUCUAUAGUGUUGUGCAUUUAUAGAGCUUCCUUGUAACACUAGUGUACUCCUGGGUUUGUAAGCAUGUAGUUUUUAAAAUAUUACGUAUUUUUAAUUGAUUUUCUUAUAAGAUGUAUUGAAGCUUUUAGCUCCAAACAAUCUGAUCCUUUUAUUAGUUUCUGCACUUUAUAUAAAGCUAAGUAUUAUGUAUGGAAUGGUAGAACGAAUUACUUUUAUGCACAAAAAAUGUGGUUUUCUGCUGCUAUGGAAUGUUUCUACUGUUGGGAGAGGCUAUCAUUGCAGCAUCAAUUUUGGGGAAGGGGCUAAAUGCACGGGGGUGUUGCUUGUGGUUCAAAAAUAGGGUUAGGAUUUGUUUGAAUCUUCUUAAGAUUAUUUCUCAGACCCCCUGUGACAAUGCCAGUGUUUUUUCAGUGUAGCCAAGAGAACCCCCGUCCAUCUUUUAGCAUAUGCAAUCAUUCAGGCACUUUAGGUCCUUUAUAAACUGCUCUCCUGCUGCUAAACUAUCAGUGUUCCCAUUGUCUCUGGUUUUAUUGUCAGUGUUUGUUUUUUCCCCACCCGGCUUACUUUUGAAAUUGUGGCAAAAGAGAAAAAAAAACCUCCUGUAGGUUUUAAUUGUCCUACUGAAAAGACUUAGAGGCUUCUGUGGCUUGUAAAUGAAACAUUGUUUUAUAAUUUUAAACACAGAAAACUGGAGGCUCCAUUUGGAUCAAUUUAAAAGAGUUAAAUGUUUAAAACAGCCUGCUUAGAACAUGAGAAUCAAAAAGUGUAUAUUAAAGUACAUGUAAUGUAUUUAUACAAUUCAGUGAAAUACAGAACAUCUGAUUUUGUUUCAAUAAACCUUGAAUUAAAACCAACAUAUUGUACAUUAGGCAUUUAAAAUAAAGAGUUCUGUAUUUAGCAGAUAUA
This is a messenger RNA of Heteronotia binoei (common prickly gecko), 3784 nucleotides long. It is a transcript of the gene MASTL, whose product is annotated as microtubule associated serine/threonine kinase like. The record is from RefSeq and is a predicted model, not a curated record. Gene Ontology annotation, molecular function: ATP binding; protein serine/threonine kinase activity. Gene Ontology annotation, cellular component: nucleus. The coding region runs from base 142 to 2859 and encodes 905 amino acids. Gene Ontology annotation, biological process: peptidyl-serine phosphorylation; intracellular signal transduction. NCBI's taxonomy places the organism in Eukaryota, Metazoa, Chordata, Lepidosauria, Squamata, Gekkonidae. The transcript is spliced from 12 exons.